GGAAACAUUGUCCCGCGGUCGGCCAAGCCAAACGCUCACGCCACACCGCGCACGACCAAAGCGCGCGAGCCGGGAAACAAGCCUCGCGGCCGCGCAACCCUUCCGCGUACCACGGCCGAUGCAUCCGUCCGAGCCGGGAAAGAACGUCCCACGUCCGGCCGAGAAUUCUCAUCGGCCAAGUUUCAAUCCGCUCGACCACGCCGGCCGACCGCGAAUCCAUCCGACCCCGACCGUUCCGACUCGCCCACGAUCCGAUUGUCCGGCCGAUCGUCCCGCACGACCGUCCCAACGCCGCGGUCGACCCGAAGCCCUUUUUGA
Messenger RNA from Microthlaspi erraticum, 318 nucleotides. Lineage: Eukaryota; Viridiplantae; Streptophyta; Magnoliopsida; Brassicales; Brassicaceae. The record is from the annotation of a GenBank genome assembly.